AAGCUGAUACCCAUUCUCAAGCAAUGGCGGACAAAACUGGGCCCGGCCCGUCCCAGCAUCGUUUCUCAGCGGAGAGAGAGGACGAGGUGCAGAGCCCUCCUAUAGUCCUAUCUCUCCGGCGGCGAAGCAUAUCAGCAGCCAUGUGGGCCACACCACCUCAGCCGCUUCCCCUCCAACUCCGGCGACCACCAGGUCUGCCGCCUCGUCUCUUCCUCACUCGCCAUCGCAGCAGCCGCCUCAACCGCAUCGCCGCCUCACAGGACCCCCUCACCGCCCUCUCCCGCCUGCUGUGGGGGCGCGCGCUGCCCCCGGCGCAGCUCGUCCUCGCCGUCCGCCACGGCUGGACCGCCGCGUGGCAGCUCCUCAUGCGGCAGCUCGCGCCCUCGGACCCGGAGACGGGCGCCUUCACCCGCACGCCGUCCGGCUUCCCCACCGUCGUGGGGACGCCCAGCUCCCGGCUCCACCUCUACGUGGGCCUCCCCUGCCCCUGGGCCCACCGCGCCCUCGUCGUCCGCGCGCUCCUCGGCCUCGAGGCCCGCCUCCCGGUCUCCGUCGCCGUCCCCGGUGACGACGGCGCCUGGUCCUUCACGCCGGACAACCCCGACGGGCUCUACGGGAAGCGCAAGCUCCGGGAGGUGUACGCCGUGCGCAGCGGCGGGUUCGAGGGCAGGGCGUCGGUGCCGAUGCUCUGGGACGCGGAGCGCCGCGAGGUGGUGUGCAACGAGAGCAUCGAGAUCAGCAAGUUCCUCUGCGGCCUCGCGAACGCCGACGGCGGCGGCCUCGACCUCUGGCCGCCGGAGCUGCGCCAGGACAUCGACCGCUGGUACGGCGUCAUCUACCCCAGCGUCAACAACGGCGUCUACAGGUGUGGAUUUGCACAGAGCCAGGAGGCGUACGACGCCGCGGCGAGCGAGCUGUUCGGCGCGCUGGACAGGCUUGAGGCCCACCUCGGCGGCUGCCGCUACCUGUGCGGGGACAGGCUCACGCUGGCCGACGUGUGCCUCUUCACGACGCUGAUCCGGUUCGACCUCGUGUACAACACGCUGUUCCGGUGCACCAGGCGGAAGCUGGGCGAGUACCCCGGCCUCCACGCCUACACGCGCGACAUCUACCAGAUGCCCAAGGUCGCCGAGACGUGCGACAUGGAGGCUAUCAUGGCAGGAUACUUCAAGACCCUCUUCCCCCUCAACCCCGGCGGGAUCCAGCCCCUCCCGCCGGCGAGCUGCGACAGCGAGUCGCUCUUGAGGCCGCACGGUAGGGAGGCCUUGUCCUCUGCUGCUGGCACGCCGCUUCAAGCAGCUGGUGUUUCUUAAUUCAGACAAUGCUUGAUGCUUCUGAAGGACAGCAGAGAAGAGUUUACACGUGGUGUACCGUUUACUGAUGCUUCACAGGAUCAAAUCACAAUCAGUAGUAUAGCUGCAUUUUGCAUAUCCUUCUUUCGACCAAGAAAUCAAACAUAUUCUCAUGACGCCAUCGUUGUUUUCUAGUCAUGUUUAUGAUCCAGGUCUUUUAGAUAAAGAUAGAAGGCAUGCCAAGAUAGAAUUCCGUUCUGCUCAGUUCCCCAACUGUGAAUUUGCCAUAUUGCUCACAAAUCCCCCUGGUGUAAAUGGCAUACCUAUGUGGAGUUGUGGACAUCCAAAUUUUGUAAAGCAACUCAUGAGUUGUGUAAAAAGCUGAUUUAUCAAUUAACGGCAUAUGGCAUAUGUUCUGCUGGAUGUAA
Molecule: messenger RNA, 1720 nt
Organism: Panicum virgatum (switchgrass)
Lineage: Eukaryota; Viridiplantae; Streptophyta; Magnoliopsida; Poales; Poaceae
Product: glutathionyl-hydroquinone reductase YqjG-like
Exons: 2
Coding region: 24-1313 (429 amino acids)
Cellular component (GO): cytoplasm
Molecular function (GO): glutathione transferase activity
Source: RefSeq, a predicted model, not a curated record